Messenger RNA from Triticum aestivum (bread wheat), 1004 nucleotides. RefSeq names its product protein SODIUM POTASSIUM ROOT DEFECTIVE 3. NCBI's taxonomy places the organism in Eukaryota, Viridiplantae, Streptophyta, Magnoliopsida, Poales, Poaceae. The transcript has 3 exons. Gene Ontology annotation, molecular function: metal ion binding. The record is from RefSeq and is a predicted model, not a curated record. Bases 368 to 769 code for a protein of 133 amino acids.
CUAGAACUAAAAUACAUCUAGAUACAUCUCCUUUUAUUCAUUCUGAUGACAAGUAUUUUCUUUAUUCAUUCUGAUGACAAGUAUUUUCGGACGGAGUAUUUCCGGACGGAGGGAGUACUUCGGUUCGAUAUUAUCACAUUACUAAAUUGACGGCAGUUUGUCUUAGUCACAACCAAAUCAUUCAACUGCUCGCCUAACCGUUUAGUUGGACGGAUGGAUCUACCAGCGACUUGCUGAGGAUCUUUUCUUCUAGGUUGGUGGUUGAUCUAAGUAUCCCUGAUAAUAUUGGUUGCCUGAUGCAUGUAGAUUAGCACAUGACGCGCCUGCAGUACCUCUAUAUGUGAGUGACAUUCAUAUCCCAGUAGACAUGGCUUCAACGAUGGGUUUGAACAAAGCUCUGCGUUGGCUGCCACGUUCCUCUGCCAGUCCCCGUCUGGAGGAAGACGAAGACAACAACGAGAGGAACGGGCUGCUGAGGAGCCACCGGGAUCAGAACCGGGUGGUGCCCGUGACGGGUCUCCAUGUUGACGAGCAACCCGAGGCAGGUGCGCAUGUGGAGCCCAAGACCGUGGCCCUGAAGGUGUCGAUGCACUGCCAUGGCUGUGCGAGGAAGGUCGAGAAGCAGAUCUCCAAGCUCCACGGAGUUGUGUCCAUCAGAAUAGAGCUGGGGAUGAAGACGGUGACCGUGGUUGGCAACGUGACUCCCAUGCAAGUCCUGGAGACCGUCUCCAAGGUGAUCAAGUACGCGCACAUUCUGCCGCUGCCCUAGCGAUGCUGUUUCCCGGUCCACCGUGUGGUGAUAGCACUUCUCUUUGAUGAAAACGAUGAGCGCUAUCCCUCUUUUUUCUCCUUCUUUUAGCGCUCAAUCUGUAUCCUGAAAACAGAAAAUCAUAUGUAGAUUGUCAUUUCAGGAGCCACCCGUGUCCUGGGCUCCUGGCAACUCGAUCGUCUCAUCAAUCUGAAAUAUGUUGUUUGUGGUGGAAUCAGCCCACCAUCAGGGUCUA